ACAGCUCCGGAGCGUUGCGCGCUCCCGCUAGCGUGCUGCUACCAGCGGCGGGCAGGCAGGGGGAAAUGUCGAGCGCACCUGUUUUAGAUGAAUUACGGUAGACUAAACUGUCCCUAACAUCUCCCUAACACAGACACAACCCGAGUAAUUCAACACACUGAUUUCUCUCCGAACGAGCAGGGGGGACAGACGGGAUGCCAAAAACUCGAGGAAGAACCGUCGGGACUUCUGGAAAGCGCUGGCACUAAAUAAGAGAAAAAAAAGGGGGGAAAAGUGAAAGAAAAGAACAAGCCGGAGGAGAAAUCGAGAAGAAGCUCAGAAAGACUGCGCGCUGUUUUCUCUGUUUUUCUCCUCUCCUACAACUUCCAGGAGCGGAGAUCAUGCAGCCCCGGCGCUAGUGCACGAUUGUGGUUCCGACUUCUCGCCAACUGAGUGCUCGCCUGGAGAGGAAGCGCGUUAACAGGCGGCUAGCGAGGACUGGGGAAGACCAUUGUCGCAGAAAGUAAUGAUCGUGCAAUAUCACUCUUAGAUCAAAGGACUAACGACAUUUAUUACCGAGCUUUAAAAAAACCCAUUGACUCUUGGCGAAACAGGCUCGACAAUACCAGCGGAUUCGCAUGGAAAACCGGUCUGUACCAGCGGAUAGUGAAGGUGACACGUGAUGAUGGUAGAAUCAGCAACUGAGACCAUUCGAACAACCCCCUCCAAUCAAAAUGGAGUCAGCAGCCUGAACAGCCAAUCGGACAGUGGAGGGAGAGAGGGUGGUUCCAACGGUGACACCAAUGGUGAAGUGAGCCCUGUGGAUUUACUGCACCUCCAGCAGCAACAGGCCCUUCAAGCGGCACGGCAGUUUCUUCUCCAGCAGGCAACUGGACUGAAUUCUCCCAGCAGCAACGAGGCGAAACAGCCGCCUGUGCAGGUUCCUGUCUCGGUGGCCAUGAUGACCCCGCAGAUGAUCACCCCCCAGCAGAUGCAGCAGAUCCUCUCUCCUCCGCAGCUCCAGGCGUUGCUCCAGCAGCAGCAGGCCCUCAUGCUGCAGCAGCUGCAAGAGUAUUACAAGAAGCAGCAGGAACAGCUGCACCUUCAGCUUCUCACGCAGCAGCAACAAGCGGGAAAGCAGGCCAAAGAGCCGUCUCACAGCUGGACCUCAGAAAUCCCUAUCAGUGCUCAUCAGCUGGGAAACAAGCAACUGGCGUUCCAGCAGCAGCUGAUCCAGAUGCAGCAGCUGCAGCAGCAGCACCUCCUCAACCUGCAGAGGCAGGGCCUGGUGAGCCUGCAGCCGAGCCAGGGGGGCGUGCCCAUGCAGACUCUGCAGCAAGCCAUGUGUCCCGCGGAUCUCCAGCAGCUCUGGAAAGAUGUGGCCAACGUGCAGAACGCCGAGGACAACAUGAAGCACGAAGGCCUCGACCUGACAACCAACAGCUCCAACACUACCUCGUACUCGGCCUCCAAGGUCUCACCUCAGAUACCGCAUCACUCUUUGCCAAACGGACAGAAUUCUGUUCACACUCCAAAGAGAGAGAGCUCUUCCCAUGAGGAGCACACGGGCUCACACCCUCUGUAUGGGCACGGGGAGUGCAAGUGGCCAGGGUGCGAAGCUCUCUGUGAGGACAUGGGCCAGUUCAUAAAGCACCUCAACAGCGAACAUGCAUUGGAUGACCGCAGCACUGCCCAGUGCAGGGUCCAGAUGCAGGUUGUCCAGCAGCUGGAAAUCCAGCUAGCCAAGGAGAGCGAAAGACUUCAGGCCAUGAUGACACAUCUGCACAUGAGGCCCUCAGAGCCGAAGCCCUUUAACCAGCCUCUCAAUCUGGCCUCUAGCGCUUCUCUGUUGAAGAGGGAGAGCGACACGUUCCCAGAGGGCUUACCUCACCCCCCCACCUCAGCCACUGCCCCUAUCACCCCUCUGCGCCAGGGACCAUCUGUCAUCAGCUCCUCCAGCCUGCAUAGCGUGGGGGGACCCAUCCGCCGCCGGAACUCCGACAAAUUCUGCACCCCCAUCGCUUCAGAGCUUGCACAGAAUCAUGAAUUCUACAAAAACGCUGAUGUCAGACCUCCCUUCACCUAUGCCUCGCUCAUACGACAUGCUAUAUUGGAAGCCCCAGACAGGCAGUUAACCCUCAAUGAAAUUUACAACUGGUUUACACGAAUGUUCGCCUACUUCAGGAGAAACACAGCUACAUGGAAGAAUGCUGUGCGCCAUAACCUGAGUCUGCACAAGUGCUUUGUGAGAGUAGAGAACGUAAAGGGAGCCGUGUGGACAGUGGAUGAAGUCGAAUACCAAAAGAGGAGACCACCAAAGAUGACCGGAAGCCCAACAUUAGUAAAGAAUAUGAUUUCUGGCCUUGGUUAUGGAUCGCUGAAUGCCAGUUACCAGGCGGCCCUGGCAGAGAGCAGUCUGCCUCUUCUGAACAGCCCAACCCUGGUGAACACCUCCACUGGCGCCAGUAUGAACAUGAUGCACGUGGGCCAUGAUGACGUCAGCAGCACGGUGGAGCAGGUCAACAGCAAUGGCAGCUGCAGCCCUGGCCUCUCCCCUCAGCAGUACGGGCACCAGGUCCAUGUCAAGGAGGAGCCAGCAGAGCUGGAGGAGGACAACAGGCCCGUAUCGCUCAUGGCAACAGUUUCCCAGAACCUGGCGUUGCCAGGCGACGAGCGGGAACUGGAGGAGGAGAUUCCUGCCGAAGAGUUGGAGUAGAGGGCUGAGAGAAGAGGGUCAGUGGAGCAGCUCUUCCUCACAUUGUAAAGUAGAAGAAAAAAAAAACAGAAAAUUACAAACAGGGUCGGGGCUCACUUUUGCUCAUAAACUUCAGCCACCGUACUGGGGCAUUUCAGAUCACCAUGCAAGGCUCAUAGACUUUACAAAACAUCAUUGUUUUAUUGUUUUUGUUUUUAUAUUUUUUCAGCUUUAUCUUUUUUUCUCGUCAACGCUAAAUAUUGGUUCUUAUCCAGCGACCUUUAUUCGACACAGAGGAUAUAUGCUCCCUAUCAUCGGCAGCACCGGCUUUGUGCCUGGGAUCAGUUGUCACGUUUCAGUCUUAGUGUUUAUUGGUCUUAGGUUUUUCCCGCCCCACGAGCAGUAUGAGUAUAUGUGUGGGCAUAUACAGAAAUACAAACAUACACACGCAUACUUUUUACAAGUUUUGGAGGUACCUUUCUUGUUAUUUUUUGUGGCUGAAAUAUAGCUUUGUUUUGUGGGGAGAUGGGUGGAGGUGGCACGAUUUUUAAAACAUUACCUCAGACAUCUGUUCCAAACAAAAUAACUUGUCAGUUUCCAGACACCAGUUUACCCAGUGAAGUGUUAAUUCAAGUUUUUUUUGAGAGACGCAGAGACAGGUGGCAUUUGUGUGGAGAUACAACCUUGUUCACUGACAAUUUUUUCAUGAAAAGGAGAGCUCCAGACAGCCAGUGGGAGAAAAACUCUUUAAGAAGUCUGUGCUAACUUCCAUAACGGCUGGUGUUGGUGCUAUUUGUUGUCGGACUGGACUGGUGGAGGGUAACCCUAAUUUUUUAUUCUGUUUUUUGGGGGGAGCAGCAUUAAACCCAUAUUUAGAAACGAUCUGCUCACUUCUGCAAAGGCCCCCACUUUCCGGUUGGUCUCUGCCUGGAUUUCUGAUCUGGAUGGGAAAAGUCGCAGUGCUGUGUUGUGAGGAGAUUUGACUAAAGACAAGGAAGACGUCUAGGUAAAGGACCGUCGCCACUGUCCUCCUUCAUCCUGCCUGUCGCAUGAACUGUCCUGUCCAACCGGGGGAUUGGAAUGCUGGAUUGCUGUCCGCAGGAUGCAGAGGAACUGUCACUUUUGACAAAAUUAAAAGACUGUACUGUGGGUGUUUCCUAACAAAUGUACGUGGUAGGGAUUUUUCCUCACUUUUUUUAAGGAAUCAGUUUUACAGUUGCUACACUAGGUGUCUCCAGUAAACAAUUAUUGUUUUUUGAAAAAUACUCCCAAAGCCUACCCCUACCCCACCUAAUAACAUCCCCUGAGUUUGAGGAAACAAAAAAAAUCAGCUGGUCUCUUCUUUUAUUUUCUGUCUUCUGGGUUUUUUCCCUGGGGUUGUUCAUUAUAUGGUUAUGAUAUUUUAAGUACUUUGUUCCAAAGAGCACUUAAUGUCGAGGGACUGGGAAUCUGAUGCCCAAAUAUAAAAGUCUGUAUGUUGAGGUUGCACCCCUAACGUUUGCAGUCAGAACUUAAGUACUGUUGUACUGUUGCAGUUUGGAGAUUUUAACUACAAAUUGUUGCAUUCUGGAUCAGAAGCCUCAGCAGUGGUGUGCAGUUUAGCCCAGGUAAAGUUUGGAAAGAUAUUCUGUACAGACAUGAAGGUCUGCAUCCCUAAUUUGGACAGUACUAGUUUUUAUUUCUUUAAAACGUCAGCUACAAUACAGUGUUGCUUUUAUACAUUUCUUCAGUCACACAAUACCUCAUUCCUAGAAGAUUUCACCUUAAACAGCGUCAAGUGUAGUAUAUAGGGAGUUUUAAAGUGGGCAGCCAACAUAGUGAAUAUGCUCAGUAGCAGUUUAAGGUUCUAUACAUAUAUUAGAAAGCUAUCUGCAAUUCAUGAUGUGAAUUGACCAUUAUAUCUGGGAGGGGGACGCAACAUCCAUGAGCAUAAAACAUACCUUUCCUGCAGUGCCAGACCAAAUUUUCUUUUGUUGUGUUUUCCUGUUUUUCUUUUUGUUUCCCAUUUUAUUUGUGUUACAGGUUACCAAAGAAACAUGUAGAAAACCAAAAACACUUUUUUUUGUUUUUGAUAAUUCUUUUAAAUACCUUUUUGUCUCUCUAAACGUACUGGCCAAAAGAAUACAAUUGUUUUUUUUAUUAUUUCAAUGCAUACAGUACAGAGCAUUCCAAACCAAAGUUUAAAAGUAAAGGAAGAAAAAGAUAAAGAAUUUGGUUUCUUUAAAGCUUGAAAUUAUUAGUUGUCUAGAAGGAAGAAUACCCUGUAGAUAAGGUCUAAGGCCAAAAACUUUAAACAGUAUUAACAAACCUCUUGCAGUUCCUCAAGGGAAAUCAAAAGCACUUAAUUAAGAGCUGUACCCUUUUCCUUCUCAGGCUACAGUGUUUUAAACACAAGCUUUAUAAGCCUCAUGAGAAAGUAUUCCACCGUCUUAUGUAACCCUUUUAAAGGCACUUGAAGAUGAUGGGACAGUAGCGACUAGGGGGACAGUCUGUUGUUGUGGACGGUGAUGUUUCAGUUUCUCCCUGCACGGCACACUGAACAUGCAAAUACCAAAUGAGAAAAAUCCACAUUCACUGAAUCAGAGAGGGAGAACUUGUCCUGAAGUACAGCACACGUGCUCGUACAUUCUGUUAGCCUCAGUCUUGUAUCAUGAUUCCCUUUGAUUGGAUUCAUUGUACUUAUCAUACCCUGUGGAAACUGUUUUUUUUUUUUAAUUUCUUGUAAACACUAAAAUAAUACAUUUUUCUCAAAAAAGGAAUACAAGAUAUUACUUGUUUCCUUCAUGCUGACUUGUAUGUUUUGUCAUUGUUGUUUUUUUAUGUCUAAAGUGGUUCAAUUAAAAGACAGAGGGACAUUUGUACUGUAAAAUAAAAUGUUUUCCUUAAGUCUUGGUUGACAAGUUUUGGUUCAAAAGCUUAUUAGAUAAAUGAAUUUGUUUUCUUCUAACUGUACAAUUUUGGAAUUAUACAACCACUGUCAAUAAGAGGGGUUUCCAAAAUGAAAAUUAAACUCGUAAAAAGAAAUCCUGUGAUGUUUCAAGUGUUCCGCAAGACACAUAUCAAGCAAAAAAUAUGGUCCCCACCCUCUGACUGACCCAAACUAGGUUAAGUAUUUAGAUUCAGGAUGACUAAGAAACAAUUAUCUGUUUUAUUUUGGUAGUGAAAAAUACCUCGUUUACCAUAGCAUGCAAUCCAAAAACAAAUUGAUAAUACCUUGUUGCAUAUUUCACAGAUAAGCAAUAGAAAAGAAAGUAGCUGUAUGUUUUCGCUUUAAGAUCUGGUUCAUAUCAAAACAUUCUUAGCUUUGCAAAUUCAUAUUUCAAUUGGCUUUUCAUUCCCUGGAAAUGUGGUUACAGUUGUUCCUUUUCAUUUUCAAGGAGAAAGUCCUUGUUUUCCUGUGAGCAAGUCAAAUGAUGCCUAUAAUCAGUCCUAGAGAAAAUAAAUCUGUGGAAUUAUUACACAGGGAUAUGUGUUCUGUCACCUGAAAAGCCCAUCAUUCUUUCGAAAUGAGCAAGCAAGCAGUUCACCCAUAUAAUCCACCAAAAAAGUGGAUUAAAAAUUAUUUUGUGGAAAUUGUUACUCAAUUGUUUUUUUAAUUGUAUUGCUUAAAUUUUAUGAUUUCUAAAAUUGCAUUAGAAUCCUAACAAUUCUUUUUUUUUAUUCAAAAAUAUUUAGAUGGAAAGUACACUGGCAUUUUACACAUAUAUCAAAUGUGUGUGUUUAUACAGUAUAAAUACAGAGAGGCUGGUAUACAAAUCUGCUCAGAGAACCCCAAAGCAAAUUCAGUGUUUGUGUAUUACACAGAGGAUGAGACAGUUUCUGAUUGCUGUAGAGUUCAGAAAAAUAAUUGUAGUUUUAUUGAUUUCAGUAGGUUGUUUUAAAGCAAUAGUUUGCCUUGUGCUUUUUCAGACGAUAAAGUAAUCUUUAAAAAAAUGAAUUUACUUUUAGAAAGUUCACCUCUGACCAUGUAUUCAGUUAAAGACAUAAUCCAAAAAUAACAAAAGAUACAAAAGCACUACCUCUUUUGAAACAUUUUCUCAGAGCAAAAUGCAAAAUAUUUGAGCCUGACUGUCCACAUCUACACUAUUAUUUCUUUAACUUUUAUUACUCCUAUUUUUUCCAAAAAAAAAACCAAAACACAGUUUACAGUUGCAAUGCAGCAAGCAUAGGGAUUUGUAUUUUGCAAAAAUGCACACUUGCAAUGAAUCCAUACUGAAAGUUCACUGGCACGAACAAUAAAACCAUAUUGUAUCUCAUUGUGAAAAAUGACUACCUCUCCAAAACAAGAGCAGAAAAAAAUGGAGUUCUACAAAGAGCAAAAUGUAAGAGGUCAACAUAUUUAAAAGGUCUUCUCAGAAUACAUAUUCACCAUCUUUAAGUGAUCUAUUAGCAUAUCCUCUAUAAACGGAUCCUUUAUGUUGAAGCUUAAUUGCGUUCUCUAAUUAGAGUGCCACAGUGAAGACAGGUUCGCUUUAAGCCAAUAAGAGCAAUUCAAAUGAGCCAAUUACUGAGCAGGCUCAACAGAGCCAUCAACCCCAUUGUUUAACAAGUAUGUGGACAGUCUCAGCUCCUUGUUACAGGAGUUUGACUCGCCGGCUAUUUUAGAUGAAUAUUUUAUGAUUGAGGUCUUUGAUUUAAACUGUAAAUGCAUAUAUAUAAAUUAAUUUGACCUCCAUACACACAGUCAUAUAUGCAUAUUAAUGCAUGUACAGUUUAAAAGACAAUAUCAUAAUUCCUCCCUGUUCCUUUUUUCUCUAAUGUUGUAUUUUUUCAUGCCUAAGAAUAAUGUCAGAUUAUUAAGUUGAGAUGAGAAAAGUGUUUUAAUGUUUUUGAAGCUGGAGAGUCAACCCCUUGAAUCUCUUGUAGCUCUUUUCCACAUGCAAAGCUACAUCUUAUUGUAAGCAGUGCUUGUAGUGAAUGGCGAGUAUUGCGAUUGCCGUUGCUAACAAAGCUGUCUGGCAUUGAGGGGUCGCAGCAUAGCUUUAAAUUUCCUUCCCAAGCUGAUCUAUUAACCAUGAUUGCACCAGUGUAAACUCCCAGAGCCUGAGACUCAAGAGGUGUUUCUGCAUAUUGGAUCAUGUUGUGGGGAAUUUAUCAGAGAUCACUGAAAGAUUGCUUUUUUUUGUUUGCCAGCACAGAUAAUGUGAGUGGACUUUUUAGACUUAUACACUGAGUGGGACGUGAGUGGCGACUUCUCUGCUCAGUUGUGCCCAACCUUUUCUCCAGUGCAGCAGUGGAGAGGGACAUUGUCUUUACAGAACGAAAUAAGAUAUCCAAAGAGUAAAGCAGAGCUCACAGCCCACCGUGCUCGUGUUGGGUGGGAGGGGGACAAAUCUACAUUUUAAAAGAGUUUUAAGUUUUAAUGGACGUGACUCAAAUCUGCACACACUACUCGAAAGGUAACUGCUGCAUUUGCAAAAAUGAACUUCAAUUUGUGCUUUAAGGUACACCUGUAUGUUUUCUAAGAUGUAGAAUUAACUGACAUCCUUUGAUGGAGUUAGCAAACACUCAUUACACUUAAGUUACUUUACAAAAUUCUUGGUGUUUUAUUGUAUAUUAUGGCUUGGCUUAGCUCUCAAGAGCUUCUUCUACAUAAUUUUUUUGUUUUACUGUUUUAAUUUUCUGCACCUGUUUAGAUAUUGUAAAGCUUUGAGCUCAGUUUUUCCUAUACUGUAUUGCUUAUGCUAAAGUGUAUGUAUUUAUCAUAUUAAGUGCAGCAGGUAUAAUGGAUAGUUUUUUUUUUUGGUUUUGUUUUUCAUAAAACGUCUGGGACGAUGAUUUUUUUUAAGUGUAUUAUCUUUAAAAAAUAAAAGUUAGAUAAGUGGUUUAGGUAACACCUGUUUGUAUAUUUAUCUUAGCUAGGGUCUAUUUUGAUACUUUUUGUCUCUGUACUGCAUUUAUGCAUUUUUAAGGAAAGAAAAAAGUAAACAAAAAAGUUGAAUUCAUUGUGUAUUGAUACCUCAGAAGGACUUUUCUCAAAGACAGGACCAAAACCUCAAAAAAAAAAGAAAAAAUUGAAGAAAAUAUGUAGCCCUCUCUUGAUGUUAAGAAAGAGCAGCUGUAAGGUAUUUUAAUUGGUCCUUUUAGGUGCCAAUCUGUAAAAAACCUCCCUUUAAACCAAGUCAUUCCUGUAUCUAGCCAUUACCUGCAAGACUGUGUUUCAGUAUCCAGUGGUAGUUUCGGAGUGUUGUGGGGUCUCUGAGCUGCAGAGCCACUGUAUCUGACAAUAUACAAAACCACAAUUUUGUCCUCAACAAGCUUUUUCAGCCUUGUUCUGAAUUGUGACUGAAGAUAGAAUUCCAAUUCUCCUUUCAGGCAUGCCUUCCUUCCUUCUAACUCCUAUAAGGUGUGGAGAUCUUUCAUGUAAAAUUCACUCAUGAGCCCGUGGAGCAACCAUGAACCGGUUGAUUGAGGAGGGCAGGGCGGGAGUCGACAUUUCUCUUUUGAAAAGACAAAAUUGCACGACCCUUUUUUUUCCCCGUGAACUUACAAAUGUUGCCUAGUCAAUUUCUGACAAAAGUGUAUUUUCUGUGGCAGUCUUGACGUCACAAAACACUUUUGCACUCCUGCCGUUUCGUUCACAUGUGGUAGCCAAAUGGACUUCUGCUCCACUGGCGGAGACGGGAGAGGUUGAUGGGAAGACAUCCAGCUUCAGCUUCAGAAGUCAAAUAAUUGAUCUCCAUCACAGAAGGAAAUGAGGGGGGGAGGCCUUUGCCUGAUGUUACUAGGAACGUGACUUUCUCUGUUACAGUUUUCCGGGUAUGUGCUUUUCACAGUGGCACACUGAAGCAGGAAUCCAGGCUUUUGGUAAUCAGAUACUGUACGUUGGAACUCUUCUUCAGCUGCCAAAGAGGUUGUUGUAGAUAAAUUUUGUAGCCCUCCAGUUUGUAAAGAACAGGAUGUUUUACUCAAACUCCACAAUACGAUAUGUGGUUCUACGUGGUACUGUGCGGCACCCAAGACAGAAGAGCGCUUUUUAAUCUAGGUGAUUUAGUAGGUAAGGUGCUAUAAAACUGUAGUAUUUUCCUGAUAUGUUCAUUAUUUUUCAAUGGGUUUCAUGAUGUCAGGAGUCAGUUAGAGGACAGGUUUUGUAAAUCCAUGAAACAGUAUAAAUCUAGUACUGACGUACAUGUUACUCAUUAUAAAGUGUUGCUAAAUCUUGAGAUUGUUUUAUUUUAGCGUUCUUCACUGCAUCUGUGCAUUCCAUUAAACACACUAUUAAACUUGCUGGUGAGGCCCUGUGACAUAUUGGGGAAGCCAUUUUGCCUUGUACAAUGACUUCCCUUGUGACUUUGCUUGGGAGGCAGCUCUCGUAUUGCCAGUGUGAAACUUUAGGCCAACAAAACGAAACUACCACUUCCAGAAUUUUGUUCAUUGUAUUUUAAGAGAUGUGUGAUCAUUUUCUGCAGUGACUUCCUGUAACAGUUUAGUUUUUCUUUUUCUUUAAUAUAUUUUUAUGUGAGACCCAGGUGAGAAAAAGUGGGCAUUUUAAGGUGAUAUGGAAAAAAACAAUGUAUGCACCCUCCACAUUCUUGUCACCCGGGUACCCUGUUUUUCUGCAAGUCACUGCCAUUUUUCUUCAUGGUGUAUAAAAAAACACAUAUAUCUGUGUAUUUGUAACCUGAAUCUCCUUGUGUCUGUUCAUGCAGACAAUAAAAAAUAAAAAUCUGUACAGUAGUUCUAGUUGCAUGUAAUCUGUACUAAUUAUUGACAAUGGCAUUAUAAAAUGCAAUAAAAUACUUAUUACACUGUC
This is a messenger RNA of Lepisosteus oculatus (spotted gar), 10427 nucleotides long. RefSeq names its product forkhead box P4 (gene foxp4). Gene Ontology annotation, molecular function: RNA polymerase II cis-regulatory region sequence-specific DNA binding; DNA-binding transcription repressor activity, RNA polymerase II-specific. Gene Ontology annotation, cellular component: nucleus. The record is from RefSeq and is a predicted model, not a curated record. Gene Ontology annotation, biological process: regulation of transcription by RNA polymerase II. NCBI's taxonomy places the organism in Eukaryota, Metazoa, Chordata, Actinopteri, Semionotiformes, Lepisosteidae.